This is a messenger RNA of Ustilaginoidea virens, 2316 nucleotides long. RefSeq lists its product as uncharacterized. The coding region runs from base 1 to 2316 and encodes 771 amino acids. Gene Ontology annotation, molecular function: GTPase activator activity; zinc ion binding. The transcript is spliced from 7 exons. NCBI's taxonomy places the organism in Eukaryota, Fungi, Ascomycota, Sordariomycetes, Hypocreales, Clavicipitaceae. Gene Ontology annotation, cellular component: COPII vesicle coat; endoplasmic reticulum exit site. The record is from RefSeq and is a predicted model, not a curated record. Gene Ontology annotation, biological process: COPII-coated vesicle cargo loading; endoplasmic reticulum to Golgi vesicle-mediated transport; intracellular protein transport.
AUGGAUUACGACAGGCUGAAAGAGGAAUGGAGCGAGGUUGAGGAACGCGAUGGAGUGCGUUUGAGUUGGAACGUCUUCCCUAGCUCACGUAUGGAAGCAUCGCGACUAGUGGUUCCCAUAGGAGCUUUAUAUACUCCUUUAAAAGAAAAGCCAGACACGCCUCUCCUACAAUUCGAGCCGGUCACGUGUAAACAACCUUGCCGCUCUGUCCUCAACCCGUUCUGUCAAGUAGACGUUCGGGCCAGAGUUUGGAUUUGUCCUUUCUGCCUCUCCAGAAACCAGCUACCUCUACAUUACAAAGAUAUUACUGCCAAUGCUAUUCCACCCGAAAUACAUCCAGUCAACACCACAGUCGAAUAUCGGCUUUCAAGGCCGGCUCCUACACCACCAGUAUUUCUUUAUGUGGUUGAUCUUUGCCAAGAGGAAGACGGCCUUUCUUCACUGAAAGAGUCUCUUGUAAUGAGCUUGAGCCUCCUGCCCGAAAAUGCACUCGUGGGCCUCAUCACCUUUGGGACAAUGACUCAAAUUCAUGAGGUGGGAUAUGAAGGCUGUUCGAAAUCUUACGUUUUCCGAGGUAAUAAAGACUAUGCCGCAAAACAAGUACAGGAGAUGCUUGGUCUUUCAUCGUCAGGAGUACGUACUAGCGCACAAGGGCAACCGGCACGCUCCAUGUCUAUGGGUCCCUCAUCCAGGUUUCUGCUUCCCGUCCAGCAAGCGGAAUUUCCACUUACAAAAGCUCUGGAAUCGCUCCAAAGAGACCCCUGGCCAACAGCUAACGACCGUCGAAGCUUGAGGUGUACUGGCGUUGCCUUAAGCGUUGCAAUCGGAUUAAUGGAAUCUACAUUUCAAAAUUCCGGCGGUCGUAUAAUGCUUUUUGCCGGAGGACCUGCAACAGAAGGACCUGGCAUGGUAGUUGGUCCCGAACUUCGUGAGCCUAUCCGGUCUCAUCACGACAUUGAUCGCGAUAAUGUGAAAUAUUACAAGAAAGCUUUAAAGUUCUAUGACAAUUUGGCCAAACGUGCCGCACACAAUGGUCAUAUUGUUGAUAUAUUUGCCGGAUGCCUGGACCAAGUCGGUCUAUUGGAAAUGAAAAGUCUCUGCAAUUCCACUGGUGGUCACAUGAUCCUCACGGAUAGCUUCACGGCUUCCAUGUUCAAGCAGUCUUUCGUUCGCAUUUUUGAAAAGGACGGCGACGACCAUCUCCUUGUGGGGUUCAAUGCAGUUAUGGAGGUCCUCACCACUAAAGAACUAAAAGUCACAGGUUUGAUUGGCCAUGCCGUGUCUCUGAACAAGAAGUCAGUUUCUGUGGGAGAAACAGAAUGCGGCAUUGGAAAUACAUGCUCGUGGAAGAUGUGCGGAAUUGAUCCUCAAGCAAGCUAUGGAGUUUAUUUUGAAGUUGCGAGCCAAGGUCCAGCAACUCAUCAGCAAGCGCCCCAGAAAGGCAUGAUACAAUUCUUAACAUACUAUCAGCAUUCGUCGGGACAAUUUCACCUCCGGGUGACUACUGUCGCUCGUGAUCUUAGCGGUCCAGCUGGUGAUCCUGCAAUCGCCCAAUCCUUCGACCAGGAAGCUGCAGCAGUGCUAAUGUCACGUAUUGCUGUGUUUAAAUCCGAAGUUGAUGACGGCCCAGACGUGCUUCGAUGGGUUGACAGGAUGCUUAUUCGAUUGUGUUCGAGAUUUGCAGACUACAGGAAAGACGAUCCUUCGUCUUUCAGGCUGGAAAAGAAUUUCACUUUGUAUCCACAAUUCAUGUUUCACCUCCGAAGAAGUCAAUUCCUACAAGUUUUCAAUAAUUCGCCGGAUGAAACAGCAUUCGACCGCCAUGUUUUAAAUCACGAAGACGUCGGCAAUUCACUUAUUAUGAUUCAGCCAACAUUAGACUCUUACACCUUUAAUCAGGACGGCGGUCAACCUGUUCUGCUCGACUCGGCUUCCAUUCAGCCUACACAUAUCCUCCUCCUGGACACCUUCUUCCAUAUUCUCAUUUUCCACGGGGAAACGAUUGCUGAGUGGCGUAAAGCAGGGUAUCAGGACCAAGAGGGAUACGAAAACUUCGCCGCCCUGCUGGAGCAGCCUAAAGAGGAUGCCCGCGAUCUGAUCACUGAUCGAUUCCCGCUCCCACGAUUCGUUGUCUGUGACGCUGGUGGUUCGCAAGCUCGAUUCCUACUGUCCAAAUUAAAUCCUUCCACAACACACACUACUGGACCUUAUGGCAGUGUAGGAACCUCCUCAGCUCAGACGAUCUUUACCGAUGACGUAUCCUUGCAGACUUUUAUGGACCAUCUGAUGAAAUUGGCCGUGAGUGGGACCAACUAA